CCGGUCUUUCUGCCCAGGUUAAACCCCUCGCCGUACUUCCUCUGCUUUUACAGAGACGCGUGUGACGGGGCUUAACGCGCUUUAAGGCCGCCUUAGGCCAGGCCUGGGACGGCUCCGAGCUGACAGCCGGACCGCAGGCGUAUGGAGGGUUCUCCGGAGGGAGAAGCGCCCGCAGCGGCGCUGGCCGCCGUGCUGAAGCACAGCUCUGGGUUGCCGCCUGAGAGCGUCCAGGUCCGGGGCUACGACUUCAACCGCGGCGUGGAUUAUCGCGCACUGCUGGAGACCUUCGGCACCACCGGCUUCCAGGCAACCAAUUUCGGGCGCGCGGUGCAGCAAGUGAAUGCCAUGAUUGAGAAGAAGCUGGAGCCGCUCCCACAAGACGAAGACCAGCACGCAGACCUGACCCAGAGCCGCCGCCCACUCACAGGCUGCACCAUUUUCCUGGGCUACACGUCCAACCUCAUCAGCUCAGGCAUCCGCGAGACCAUCCGAUACCUCGUGCAGCACAACAUGGUGGAUGUCCUGGUGACCACGGCUGGAGGUGUGGAGGAAGAUCUCAUCAAGUGCUUGGCACCCACGUACCUGGGCGAGUUCAGCCUCCGGGGGAAGGACCUCCGAGAAAACGGGAUCAACAGGAUUGGGAACCUGCUGGUGCCCAACGACAAUUACUGCAAGUUCGAGGACUGGCUGAUGCCCAUCCUGGACCAGAUGGUGCUGGAGCAGAACACAGAGGGUGUGAAGUGGACGCCUUCCAAGAUGAUCGCCCGGCUGGGCAAGGAGAUCAACAACCCCGAGUCGGUGUAUUACUGGGCCCAGAAGAACCACAUCCCUGUUCUGAGCCCGGCGCUGACAGACGGCUCGCUGGGAGACAUGAUCUUCUUCCACUCCUACAAGAACCCGGGCCUGGUCCUGGACAUCGUUGAGGAUCUGAGGCUCAUCAACACGCAGGCCAUCUUCGCUAAGCGCUCGGGAAUGAUCAUCCUGGGCGGUGGUAUGGUCAAGCACCACAUUGCCAACGCCAACCUCAUGCGGAACGGCGCUGACUACGCCGUCUACAUCAACACGGCUCAGGAGUUCGACGGCUCCGACUCGGGGGCCCGGCCAGACGAGGCUGUCUCUUGGGGCAAGAUCCGGGUGGAUGCACAGCCCGUGAAGGUAUACGCCGAUGCCUCCCUGGUCUUCCCCCUGCUCGUGGCCGAAACCUUUGCCCAGAAAGUAGACGCCUUCACGCCCGAGAAGAACGAGGACUGAGCGCCCGUGGCCCGGGGAGGCUUCCCCAGCCCUAUUUAUUAGUUUGCAGACCCAGCCCGGCCCCCCCCGGGUCAGCAGCGUCUCUGGAAUAAAUGGUCUAGCCGGC
Molecule: messenger RNA, 1357 nt
Organism: Tupaia belangeri chinensis (Chinese tree shrew)
Lineage: Eukaryota; Metazoa; Chordata; Mammalia; Scandentia; Tupaiidae
Gene: DHPS
Product: deoxyhypusine synthase
Exons: 9
Coding region: 142-1251 (369 amino acids)
Biological process (GO): peptidyl-hypusine biosynthetic process
Cellular component (GO): cytoplasm
Molecular function (GO): deoxyhypusine synthase activity
Source: RefSeq, a predicted model, not a curated record